This is a messenger RNA of Schistosoma mattheei, 2295 nucleotides long. The record is from the annotation of a GenBank genome assembly. Lineage: Eukaryota; Metazoa; Platyhelminthes; Trematoda; Strigeidida; Schistosomatidae.
CCGAACCUUGCGCAACUUUGAAAUACGUCAUUGGAUUUCACUUUGGUCUUGUGAUGACAGCCUCUUCGCAAAACUCAUGCUUAAAUAGCUUCGAUAUUCGCAAACCAAGUGCGGAUUCUGCUAAAGAAGGUCCAAGUGGUUCCUCUCGACAACCAGCUUUCAAUGCAUAUCCCCUCGAAUCUUCACCUAAUUUGCUUAUUCCAACAAAUGAUGUGAUAUAUAUGCCAUUAAAUCCCACAAAUGUGCCUUUGUCGCUACAACGUGCAUGUGCCUCCAGUGAGACUGUAGGCGGUGAUACACAGAGUUACAGUCAUCCAAUAUGCCAUGGCUUCAUUUUUCCAAACUCAGAAGUAAGUUCAAAUGAUGCUGAGUUAAACCAGAUAAACAUUCCGAGUAUGCAAAACCACAUAAAUGAUGUUCCUUACAGUAUGCAGAGCCAGAGUUCGAGCAACGUGGACACAAACGCCCAAAAACAUCUUCAACUCCUGUUGCUUCAAAAGUUAAUUGAGUUGCAGCUUGCCGAACAUUAUAACUCAAUUAAAGACACACUAAUACUAACUAAAGACUCCAAUAAUGAGUCUCAAAACCCUAAAUUACUGCCAUGUUUUGUCAAAAACUCUGACUUUGAUGCAAGUUCUAACCCAGUUUCAACUGUAAACAACGAGAACUCAGAUAUGUCGACAUUUCUGGUCCCUGUUAAAGCCAAGUUUGAGGGCGAAAGUGGUUUGUCUUUACACAUAACUCCAAAUGACGAAAUCAGUAAUCCGACCCAAGGAAGUCCAGUUACCGUAGCAUACUCGAGUCAACCCAUCGUCUUAUAUCCAUUUUCCGUUCAACAAGAUAAUUCUACGGAAGAUACAUUCCCAGCCAGCCAAGCUGUGCCUGAUGCUUCUCCAGGUGGACCAACUGCUCAAACAUUUACGAUGAAGGACAUAGAUCACUGUAUACGGAGAGGUUCUCUGGAUUUCCCUUCUGAGCCAAGCAAUGACAUAGUUGAGAGUAUACGAGGUCGUACGAGACCAGGGUUUGUAUUGUUAAGCGUUCGGCAUGAAAAAAUCAACGCAGAAAAUAAGAUUUCACCAACUUCUGAGAAACAUUUCCAGGGGAGUCAUCCUCCUAUUUCAACAUCAGCCAGUCUUGAAACAAAGAAGUCGAAAAGUGUCACCAUGUCUAAAAAACUACCUAGAAAGAGAUUGAAGCAUAUGAAGAGCGAUGCAGAACUAAAAAAGCGACCCCUAAGAGGUUCGUCCAAAUCUCUCCUAAAACGCUCUGAAAACGCUGAAAUGUCUCCGACUCCGGUAGAACUUACGGAGGAUGAUCUUAAAGCUUUAUCUCCACAGUCAAGAUUUCGAGUGACUAGGUUCGCAGACAAAAAGCAAGCCUGGAUAGCUCCUGCAAAGGCAGGAUUCACUGUCCAUGAUUUAUGGACAACUAAACUUCCGGAAUAUGUGUUAAGAUGUGCCGAGCACCUAAAACUAUCAGGCUCUGGUUUAAACUCACAACAAGAAAACCUUACUGAAAUCCCAUAUUCGUUGGACGACAUUAUAAACGGACAUUGUUUGGCCUGCGAGAAGUCACCUCUUAUCAAGUUUGAGCUGUCUGCGUACCACGUCCACUACAUAUUUCAACCAACAUACUCUUACAUGGCGAACUGAGUGAACAUACAUAAAAAGAACAUAAACCAAGUGUCAUGAUCCAAAUUUUGGAAUAGAAUAAUGAUGUACAUGCUUAUAGAGUCUCACAAUGAGAAAAAGUUUUCCAGCACACUAUGAUUUUCAACUGUCACUUAUCCAACUUGCUCCAUAUGACUCAAAGUAAUAGCUUGUUUGCACUUUGUAGUUUGGUCCGUUUUUUUUAAAUAUUUUCAAUGUAUAAAUAUUUAUUCACUCCAUUUCAUUCAAUCAAGACAUAUUUUCAAGAUAUCUCACGAAAUAUGAACCAUGUUUCAUAUUCAUGUUAUACAUUAUUUAAUACUGGAUUAAACUGGAUUUGAUUUCAGUGGAAUUUUGCUAUUACUUUUAGAAAAUGGUUAUUUAUCAUCACUGGAUUUAUAAAAAGUAAAAAGAAUGAACUCUUUUGCUCUCAAUGCAAUAUAUUUAACAUUGUCAUGUAAACAAAAAGAAGCCUUUUCGGUAACUACUCUAGAUUUAAUGUGAACGUGUUGUAAUCUAUUCAUCAGUAAAGUAAUUUCAGGAAUGUGGCUAAUUUAAAACGUAAUCCAUAUCAUCUUUUUAUGUAACUAACAUAUCAUUAUUAUUUUUAAAUUGUUACUCAAAAAUUCUAAACUACUACAAA